UAGGUGCGCAUGCGUCUCCUUUAGAGCUUCACUUUGCUCUGCACGUACUUCCUCAUUUAGCUAUGGAUUCUAGCAACCGUAUUUAUUAUCGAUCAUUAUGGAGCUGUUCGCCUUCCAAAUGGGGUUGUUUGUCUUUUACCUGUCUAUACGUGUUAUUACUGAUUGUAGGGAUAGGAGCCACCCAGGAGAAGACUCAGACGGUAGAGUUUGAUGUGCGUCCCGGGGGCAUGGUGCACAGCUUCUUUCACAACAUGGGGGAGCAUCGCUGCUCAUUCACGUAUGCAUCCCAGGGUGGUACAAAUGAGCAGUGGCAGAUGAGUGUUGGACUCAGUGAAGAUGAAGGCCUCUUCUCUUGUUCAGUGUGGAGACCUCAAGGAAAGUCCUACCUGUUCUUCACACAGUUCAAGGCAGAAGUAACGGGUGCUAAGAUUGAAUAUGCCAGUGCUUAUUCCCAGGCUGCAAUUGGGGGUACCAGAGAUGUUCCUUUGAAAGACGAGGAGUACAUUAUUGGAGACACAACAGUGACUCACAGAGAAGGGAAGUUUCGUUCUGAACUGUCCAAAUUGACGGUUAUUGCAAGAACGCGACAUGAUGAGCUGUAAUCACAUCUGUGACAAGAAGGACAAUCUGAAGAGACAUAUAAGCUUCUAUGCACACAGUGACAAGCAGGUUUUGAAGGAACAAAAUAGUCAUUUCUGUGGACUUGAUUAUUGUAAAGUAUUGUGCAGGACUCCAUAAAUAUGAAAGCCAUUAAUUUCCUCUCAUCUGUAUAGGUCAAUAUAAACUAGACAAAGGGAAUGGCUUCUCAGUACAUAUUCAGUAAGGGGCUUAAAAUCAGGAAUAGAACCCCAGAGAAGAUGGGAUAAUAGUACAAGCACCAUUACAGUGAACCUGUGAUUUUAUUCAGAGGUUGGUGCUGGGUAGCAUUUAAAGCAGUUGUCAACAAUGAUUACUUUUUACCUCCUUUAUCCUGAAUGUAGAUGGUUUCGUUACUUUUCUAAUACAAUUUUUAUCAAACUGUGCAA
This is a messenger RNA of Erpetoichthys calabaricus (reedfish), 1025 nucleotides long. It is a transcript of the gene mydgf, whose product is annotated as myeloid-derived growth factor. Gene Ontology annotation, biological process: positive regulation of endothelial cell proliferation; positive regulation of angiogenesis. The transcript is spliced from 6 exons. NCBI's taxonomy places the organism in Eukaryota, Metazoa, Chordata, Cladistia, Polypteriformes, Polypteridae. The record is from RefSeq and is a predicted model, not a curated record. Bases 63 to 602 code for a protein of 179 amino acids.